GUCAUUCAACGGGUAAAGUCAGCCUCAGUCACGGUAGAUGGUCAGCUUAUUUCAACCAUCGGCAAAGGCUUGCUUGUGCUAGCUGCCAUUGGCAAGGAUGAUACUCAGAAAGAGGUCGAGUCCAUGGCCAAUAAGAUCCUGAAAGCAAAGCUAUGGGACAGCGAUGAAGGCGGCAAAUGGAAAUGGGGUGUCAAGGAUAUCGAAGGGGAGNUAUCACAAUUCACACUGCUUGCCUCCGUCAAGAAAGGCAACAAGCCCGAUUUUCACAAGUCUGCCAAUGCAGAAAAGGCAAAGGAGCUCUACGACCAGUUCUUCAAGAAAGUACAAGCCCUAUAUCAAACAGACAAAGUGAAAGAUGGCGUCUUCCAAGCCAUGAUGGAUGUAGCUCUCGUCAACGACGGACCGGUCACUAUCCAGAUAGAUACGGAUCCUCCUAAGAUGGACAACCCUACCAGCUUUGACCUCCCCGGCGACCCUCUCACUCACAAGGGAAAGCUGCAGACAACUUUCGAGCUGCCAGCUUCGCUUCUUGAG
Molecule: messenger RNA, 534 nt
Organism: Aureobasidium uvarum
Lineage: Eukaryota; Fungi; Ascomycota; Dothideomycetes; Dothideales; Saccotheciaceae
Source: the annotation of a GenBank genome assembly